Nematostella vectensis (starlet sea anemone) is the source of this 1841-nucleotide messenger RNA. RefSeq names its product putative pyrophosphatase PpaX. NCBI's taxonomy places the organism in Eukaryota, Metazoa, Cnidaria, Anthozoa, Actiniaria, Edwardsiidae. The transcript has 5 exons. Gene Ontology annotation, biological process: DNA repair; dephosphorylation. The record is from RefSeq and is a predicted model, not a curated record. Bases 211 to 1362 code for a protein of 383 amino acids. Gene Ontology annotation, molecular function: phosphoglycolate phosphatase activity.
CACGUGAUUGCAUACGUUUGACGUCACGCCACGUGAUUGCAUGGUAUAAAACCUGGGUGGAGGGAUCGUUCGACAUUUUUUUAAUGGCUGACCUCUCAAACGAGUUAUCCAACCACCAAAACAGCAAAGGAUAGAAUUUGUUUUUAGUAUAUAUCGCAGAAUCUCCAAGAUACCUUUGUGAUUGCUCAGGUCAGCCUCAAGAACCUCAGAAUGGCUGUGAAUAUAUCUACAAGAAGGUUGUUCGCCGGUAGUGCAAGCAAGUUGAAGCUUUUACGAGGGAUUAACACCCAAGCUGACUUUUCAGGUUUGAGAGCAGCUGCUGUGUAUGAUAGUAACCUUGGAUUUGGCUAUAAUGGAAAGGGGGAGAUAGUUAUUGUGGGACCUCAAAGAAAAGGGGUGAUUGUCAAUGGGCACAAUUAUGGUUUGCUGUUCAACAAACCUGAUGUUUCAGAGACAUCUACAGAUCUACUGCUUAAGCCCAUCAGAGAUCAUGAUCUCUGGGUUGAAGGGCACACAAAAACACGAGGUGGUACCCCUUGGUAUAGGCCAGUGGUUCCUAGGCGUGGGCCACAGUUUGCUGGUGCUGCUACCUUCUCCAGCCUCGCCGGUGAUGGUUACAGCUCUAAGGGCAAGGACAUCCCCACCUCCCUUGUCAUAUUUGACAAAGACGGCACCCUGAUCAACUGCAACUCAGUGUGGAUACCCUGGUUCAAGGCACACGUUGAUGAGAUUGAAAGGUCGACUGGGAUGGAUUUAGCAGAUAAGCUCUACGAAGCUGUUGGCUACUGCCCAGUGAAGAAUGAAUACCAUGAAGAUGCACUCCUAGCUCAUGCUGUUAUUGCCGACAUCAAGAAUAAAGUGAAAGAGGUUCUGGUCAAGUGUGGGUUAGACAGCAUGGAAGCUCAUGUUCUGGUGGAAAACUGCUGUAAUGAUUUUGACACUGGGAAUGAAGAGAUGCUUGAACCUCUUGGUGACCUAAACAACAUUUUCUCCACCCUCAAAUCCAACAAUGUGAAGAUUGCGGUGUGCACUGCAGACUCGAGAAGUGGCACCAUGUCAGCACUGGAUCGGCUGGGCCUAACCUCAAUGGUUGACAUGGUUGUGUGUGGUGAUGAUGAGAUCUCUAAACCUAAACCAGCCCCUGAUAAUGCCCUUAACAUCUGCAGGAACCUUAACGUGUGCCCCACAAAAACUGUAGUAAUCGGAGAUACCACUGCUGACACAGGUAUGGGCCGAUCUGCAGGACUGGGGCUUACAGUUGGGGUUCUUUCAGGUGCUGGGUCCAGAAAGUCACUUGAGAAGGACUCUGAUGUUGUUGUAGACAGUGUGAACGAACUUCUUGGUAUUAUAUUUCGACCUUAAAAAUAUCAGUAAGGGUCAAUUAUUUAUUAUUGUUGUAAAUAGGCUAUAAAUAUUUCGUAAUUUUAAAAAAGGUUCAGUGCCAAUUCCUAUAGGGGCCAAGGGGCUUUUUCCCUUCCAGUUUUUUCCUUAAAUCUUAGUGAAAUGACCAAGAGUGGCGUGGCUGUGCCCCCUAGUUUCCUUUUUUCCCUUGUAUGUACUGUGCAACCUACCCUCCCUAGUUUGAGAGGGUGUGAUGUUUUUUUUUUUUUCUAAAUAAUACUUUUUUUAGUGAUCGCUCGAGAAUACUUUAUGGAACAACAAAAAAAAAACAAGAUAACGGUAAUUUGAAAAGGUGUGAUGACAAAGAAUUUUGAGGGGGGUCAUAUUUUAAUUGACAUUUUAAAGUACUCACAUACGUUUCUGGGUUAUUGACUAUAUAGUGUUGAAUAAAAAGUAAACUUAAAGUAAACUUAAAAUUCAAUAAAGUAAAUUGAAAUAGA